AUGAGGAGAAAUCAGGGGAAGAUUGUGUUUAAAGGAACGGGGUUCAAUUCGAUUCGGCAUUUUAAGAAUGAAGUGGAGAGUAUUGAAGAGGGAAAGGAAUGCGGAAUUCAGAUAAAGGGGUUUACUGACUUUAAAGAGGGAGAUGUGAUCGAGACGUAUGAGUAUAGAGAUGUUCGCCAGCCUUUGAGUUGA
Messenger RNA from Blastocystis hominis, 192 nucleotides. RefSeq lists its product as hypothetical. Lineage: Eukaryota; Bigyra; Opalinata; Blastocystidae. Bases 1 to 192 code for a protein of 63 amino acids. The record is from RefSeq and is a predicted model, not a curated record. The transcript is spliced from 3 exons.